Adelges cooleyi (spruce gall adelgid) is the source of this 677-nucleotide messenger RNA. It is a transcript of the gene mRpL41, whose product is annotated as 39S ribosomal protein L41, mitochondrial. Gene Ontology annotation, molecular function: structural constituent of ribosome. The transcript has 3 exons. Gene Ontology annotation, cellular component: mitochondrial large ribosomal subunit. Bases 109 to 597 code for a protein of 162 amino acids. NCBI's taxonomy places the organism in Eukaryota, Metazoa, Arthropoda, Insecta, Hemiptera, Adelgidae. The record is from RefSeq and is a predicted model, not a curated record.
GAAUAUACUUAUUUCUUUGGUUACGGUGCUAGGUGCUGUGUUCGCCAAUCGAUAUUAUCACAGCUCAAGUAAUAAGUUGAGCUUAAAUAAAAUAUAAAUUAUUUUACAAUGAGUUUUUCAACACCCCAAGCUAUUCGAUUUUUUUCCACUUCAUCUAUACAUAACGGAAAACGAAAUUUUAAAAAUUUUAUUCUGUAUAACCGUGGAACAAAAGCAUUUCAAGAAAGACAGAAGAGAAGACCCGAAAAGGAUCUUAAAAUUACAGACUAUGGAAUUAGAGAAACUACAAUAAAAGUGGGAAACAGACUAGUAACUAUACCGGAAAAGAUUCCGGACAUUAUUGUACCAAAUCUCGAUGACUGUGAAUUGAAACCAUAUGUGUCAUAUAGAGUGCCUGAAGUCACACAGUCAGAGUUUACUGCACAAGAUUUAUUUAAUGCUGUUUAUCGGAAAAAGAUUAUAAACGAUUUUAAGGAAAAUAAACUGAAAGAGAAUGGUGAUCCAAUAGAGCCCAGUGAAGAUGAAUUAUUGACUCCUGACCAAGCAAAAAUUAAAGCAAGACAGACUGGUAGCGACAUGUUUUCAGAAGGCAGAUAAAAUUCUUACUGUACUUAGUUGUUAAUUUUGUUUCAGUUUUUUCUUAAUGUAAUAUAUAAAUAAAAUUUAGCUUUCAUAAA